This is a messenger RNA of Melanaphis sacchari, 662 nucleotides long. RefSeq lists its product as uncharacterized. The coding region runs from base 16 to 540 and encodes 174 amino acids. The record is from RefSeq and is a predicted model, not a curated record. The transcript has 5 exons. NCBI's taxonomy places the organism in Eukaryota, Metazoa, Arthropoda, Insecta, Hemiptera, Aphididae.
CGGCAUCAACGGCUUAUGGAAGAAAGUUGGUUCACUCUGACAAUUUACUCGUUCGAAUUCACUGUCAAGAUGAAGACAUCAUAUUUUUGCGGUCUCUUACUAUCGGCAUUAAUGGUCCAGAUUUCAUCUGCGGAGAUUAGUGAGUUUGAUAAAAUAACAACGAGCUUGAUGCAUUCUUUGGUUGACAUUAUGGAAAUACCAUACAGAAAAAUUGAAAAUAUCUUAGAUCCAUCGGUUGCUGGUAAAAAAAAAGAACCAUUUUUAAAAGAUAUUGUAAACAAAUUUAACCAAAAAAAAGAACAAAUUGAAAAGAACUACUUGGAAUCACGAACCUCGGAAGAAAGAGAAUUUAUAAAGAAGAAAUUAGUCGAUUAUUCCAAUGCUUCACAAAAACUAGUUAAUGCGAUUUGGGAUGCUAGUAAUACGGCCAAAAUGACGAUAAAUGGAUUUUUUAACACUCUACCGAAAAAUGUCCAGAACAAAGUACUUGAUUUGGGAAAAGACUUGAAUAAUAUUUUACAUAAAAUAAAGCAGGCAUAAUCCAAAAAUGAAUUUCCUGCUGAAGAAAAUAAACAGCUCUACGCGAUCAAAAGUAUUUAUAAAGACCAACGAAUUUUUUCGUCAAUAUUAUUGAAUCAUUUUAAAUUACCUAUGACUAAUGA